AAAAAAUAAUUUCGAAAAUUUUAAAAAGAGUCCAUCCUUCUACAAGCGCAAGGGUUUUUUCCCUUCUUUCAUUGAACUAUUAGUCUGUUGGAUGAAUCCUAUGCAGAGCAUGGCUGAGACUCCUGGCGACACAAAUCCCCAGGCGACCACGACUAUCACGUUUGUCGAUCCGGCCUCGACAAGGAAUGCCGAAGAAAGUCAGGCUGCCGAGAAACUGUCGCGCUCAGCGACAGGCCAAAGCUCGGAUUACGAUACAAGAUCAGUGCGUAGUGUGGUCAUGAGAAAAAUGCGAUUGGUGAAGCGCAAAGAUCAUCCCGUACGCAUCGAAGGCCCUCCUUAUCACACCAUGAAUAUUGAGACGGUCGUUCAAUUGAUGAAAACCGAUGUUGGCGACGGUCUUUCCGAAUCCGAGAUUGAUAGCCGACGAGCUGAUCAUGGCUACAACGAAAUGGAAGGUGAAGGCGGUGUCAACCCCGUCAAGCUGAUGAUUAAACAGUUUUUCAACGUGAUGGUGCUGAUUCUCUUGAUUGCCAUGGUUGUCUCGUUUGUGUUUAAAGAUUACAUCGAAGGUGGUGUUAUCUGUGCUAUUAUGAUUCUGAAUGCCCUGGUGGGUUUCUUGCAAGAGUACAAGGCUGAAAAAACCAUGGACUCGUUGCGUCAAAUGGCGUCUCCUACUGUUGUGGUCGUCCGUGACGGCCAACAAAAAACGAUCCCUACCCGUGAACUGGUUCCCGGUGAUAUCGUGGUCAUGAAGAGUGGAGAUGUUGUUGGUGCCGAUUGCCGUAUCAUUGAAGCUUUCAAUAUGGAUAUUGACGAAGCCCUUUUGACUGGUGAAUCCGUCCCUGUGAACAAAAUGUCUGAUGUCAUUGAAGGAGCCGAUUGUCCCUUGGGUGAUCGUUUGAAUAUGACCUACUCUAGCACGACUUUGACCAAGGGUCGUGGUAAAGCCGUUGUCACCGCUACGGGUAUGCAAACUGAAAUUGGUAAAAUUGCCAAGCGUCUGAUGGACAGUGGUGACAAUGCGAGAACGCCACUUCAAAAGGCGUUGGAUCGUAUGGCUUUGGUGCUUCUUGCCGUGGCUAUCAUUACUAUUAUCAUUGUGUUUGGUGUGGCCAAAUUCAAGAUCAAUGAUCAAAUUGUUCUCUAUGCCAUCUCUACUGCUAUUGCUGUCAUCCCUGAAGGGUUGAUUGCCGUCGUCACCUUGACUCAAGCGUUUGGUGUCCAUGCCAUGGCCAAGAGUAACGCACUGGUGCGUCGUCUCGUUGCUUUGGAGAAUCUCGGUGCCGUUACCAAUGUGUGUUCCGAUAAAACCGGUACAUUGACGCAAUCCAAAAUGGUGUUGACCCGUUUAUGGCGUCCUUCGUCAGGCUUUUACAGCGUUUCCGGCCUUGGUUUCACUCCCGAAGGUGAAGUUGCCUCUGAACUCAAUGAAGAAACCGUUACCAAGGAAACCAUGAAUGACGGUUUCCGUCAGUUGGUCAACACUGCCGCGCUAUGCAACAUGAGUGAGCUCCGCAAACAUGACGAUCAAUAUCACGGCAUUGGUGAUCCCACUGAAGUUGCUUUACAAGUGUUUGCACACAAGUUACAUAUGGGCAAGCCUGCCUUGACGCACCCUGAAAAGGAAGGCGAACGAGGCUGGACUUUGAUUGCUGAAUACCCUUUUGAUUCCACCAUCAAGCGUAUGAGUGUGUUAUGCGAAGCUCCGGAUUCUUCCAAGGUAGCGUUCCUCAAAGGUGCCACGGAACGUGUGUUGGAGAGCUGUAUUGGUAUGCAAAUGGAUAAAGAAGGCGACAUCAAGAUGAUGAGCAAGGAAGAGCUCGAAGAAGCCAUCAUGCCUCAAGUCGAAGUUUUGGCUCGAGGCGGUCUCCGUGUCCUUUCCUUGGCGUCCCGACGUGUCAAGACCGAAGGCGAGGUGGGUCCCGAUACAUUCAAGCGUGAGGAAAUUGAACAAGACAUGAUUUUCUUGGGUCUGGUCGGUAUCUAUGAUCCUCCUCGAGUGGAAUCCAAGGGAGCCGUGGAACGAUGCCACAAGGCCGGUAUCACCGUGCACAUGUUGACCGGUGAUCAUAUUGCUACCGCCACGGCCAUUGCUCGCGAAGUCGGAAUUGUACCCGUCGAUUAUGGCUUGGACGAGAAACCAGCCAAGGAACUGGUCAUGUCGGCUCAGAAAUUCGACAAGCUGUCCGAAGAUGCCAUUGAUAGUUUGGAAGACUUGCCCUUGGUCAUUGCUCGUUGCAGUCCCGAUACCAAAGUCAAAAUGAUUGAAGCCCUUCAUCGUCGUCGCCGCAUCGCCGGUAUGACUGGUGAUGGUGUGAAUGAUUCGCCUAGUUUGAAGGAAUCGGAUAUUGGUAUUGCAAUGGGUCAAGCUGGUUCGGACGUGGCUAAACAGGCGGCAGAUAUUAUUCUUGUGGAUGAUAACUUUGCUACGAUUGUGUCUGCUAUUGAAGAAGGUCGUCGUGUGUUUGCCAACAUUUCUCGCUUUGUCGUUCACAUGGUUUCCGGUAACGUCGCUGAAUUGACGCCUUUGAUUCUCGGUCUCGCCUUCAAGGACAAUGAAAAUAUCCCCGUCUUCCCAUUGUCGCCCAUUCAGAUUUUGUUCAACAACAUUAUCACCAGUUCGCCGCCGGCUUUCAGUCUUGGUCUUGAACCUGUUCAUCCUGACCAGAUGUUUGUGCCUCCUCGACCUACCAAUGAAGGUUUAUUCUCGCGCAACAAUGUGAUCGAUCUGUUGUACUAUGGUAUCAUGAUGGGCUUGAUCUGUCUGUGCAACUUUGUUGUGGUGAUGUUUGGUUGGGGCGACGGUGACUUUGGUCACGACUGCAACAUGCAUUACAACCCUACCUGUGAUACCGUGUUCCGUGCUCGUGGUGCCUUGUUUGCCACCAUGACCGUCUUGAUUCUGGUGCAUGGCAUUACCUGUCGUGAUCUUCGUCACUCUACAUGGUCCUGGAAAGCUCUCACGGGCAAACAAAACUACUACUUAUUCGGCAGUAUCGGUUUCGGCUUUGCUCUCAUGUUCAUUGUGCUUUAUGUGCCAGUUUUGAAUACCGAAGUGUUCAAGCAUCACCCUAUCACCUGGGAAUGGGGGAUGGUGGCCGCCUCUGUUAUUGCCUACAUCUUCCUUGCUGAAAGCUGGAAGGCCAUGAAGCGAAAGUUCAAUCUUUUUUAAGAUUUUUUAGUUCUUCUUUUAUAUACAAGCAUUUACCAUUUUUAUUUCUCUAGUAUAUGAUAGAUACACCUAUCUGCUGUAUUUUCUUCUCUAUCACUCUCUUGCAACAAUUAAUAAUCAUUCAAUUUUCACAUCAUGAUUCUAUUGACCCCUAUGCGUAUGUAGCUUGCACUAUUCCGCUUCUUAUAAUAUAAAAAAAAGGGCUUUCAUAAUAUUAAAAAUGGCAAGUUUAUUUUGCAAGAAAACGUGGCCAUACACAAUUC
Radiomyces spectabilis is the source of this 3435-nucleotide messenger RNA. RefSeq names its product potassium/sodium efflux P-type ATPase. The coding region runs from base 92 to 3172 and encodes 1026 amino acids. Gene Ontology annotation, biological process: calcium ion transmembrane transport; intracellular calcium ion homeostasis. NCBI's taxonomy places the organism in Eukaryota, Fungi, Mucoromycota, Mucoromycetes, Mucorales, Radiomycetaceae. Gene Ontology annotation, cellular component: plasma membrane. Gene Ontology annotation, molecular function: ATP hydrolysis activity; P-type calcium transporter activity; ATP binding. The transcript is spliced from 9 exons. The record is from RefSeq and is a predicted model, not a curated record.